Messenger RNA from Miscanthus lutarioriparius, 1305 nucleotides. The record is from the annotation of a GenBank genome assembly. Lineage: Eukaryota; Viridiplantae; Streptophyta; Magnoliopsida; Poales; Poaceae.
AUGGCCUCUAAGAUAUCAUCGGCUGGAAUAAAUCCUGGCGUCGUACUGUCCCAAACGACCGAGCCCUUAGUGUUUCUAGGCCUACUUCUCAGCAUACUCUUGUCAACGCAUCGCCAUGCCAUCGAAUCGCUGUCUCCGCGCGACAAUGGCGUGCGCGCCAGGUCCAUGUCGUCCUGCCUACGGGCCUCCGGCGUCCGUAACUUCUCCAUGGCCGGGUCUCCAGGCUACGCCACCAUCUUCAACUUCUCCAUCCAGAACCUCCGCUUCGCAGCCCCGGAGUUUCGCAAGCCGGAGGCCGUCGUGCUGCCCACCUCCCGGCGCGGCCUCCAGCGCGCGGUCCUCUGCGCGCGUAGUGCGUCGCUGGCCAUCCGCGUGCGCAGCGGCGGGCACAGCUACGAGGGUCAGUCCUACACCGUCUCCGGCGGCGUGCUGGACGGCAAAGCGCCCUUCGUCGUGAUCGACCUCAUGAACCUGAACAAGGUCCGUGUCCACGCCGCGUCGGCCACGGCGUGGGCGGAGUCCGGCGCGACGCUAGAAGAGGUCUAUCACGCGGUGGCACUCGCAUCGUCGUCGAACUCCAACUGGUCGUUGGCGGUCACCGCCGCGUCGUGCUCCACGAUCGGUUUGGGCGGACACAUCUCCGGCGGCGGCUUCGGGCCGCUGUCCCGAAAGUUCAUGCUCGCGGCCGACAACGUGCUGGACGCGCUCCUCGUCGACGCGGUGGGCAGGGUCCUGGACCGCAGAGCCAUGGGCGAGGACGUGUUCUGGGCCAUCCGCGGCGGUGGCGGCGGCAGCUGGGGAGUCGUCUACGCCUGGAAGCUCCGCCUCGUCCCCAUUCCCGACACCGUGACGGUGUUCACGCCGAGACGGGAAGGCUCGGUGGACGCCAUGGCGGGGCUCGUGCACAGGUGGCAGUUCGUCGGGCCUGAUCUGCCUGACGAGUUCUACCUCUCGGUCUCCCUCACCAUCGGUAGUAGCUCAUUAUCACAGGAAGAUCGAGAUCAUCGUAACGUGACAUUCACAGGGCUGGUUCUUGGGCCGAAGGAGCUGGCCAUGUCGGUGCUGAACGAGAGGUUCCCAGAGCUGGGCUUCGCCGAGUCCGAGGUGUCGGAGAUGAGCUGGGUCGAGUCGGCAGCACGGCUCGCCGGGCUGAGCUCGGUGGACGAGCUCACCAGCAGGGUGUCCAAGACCAAGUACUACGGCAAGAACAAGUCCGACUACGUGCAGCAGCCCAUCUCGAGGGACUCCCUGGCGGCGAUGCUCCGGUACCUCUCCAAUGGGCCGCCGGCGCCAUGGCACGACUGA